AGAUUCCAUGGCGUGCACAGCUUUCAUGUGCUGAUUCGAGCCACGAAAAGGAUGUGGGUCCACCUUGCGAUCCCUGUUUCGAGGGCUUCGGUGGACCCACAUGGCCCUGCAUAUGACCCGAGCGCUGACUUGGGAUGAGUACUCGGAGAAUCUCCACUGAGAAAUGGCAAUUUCGCUCUGGCUAGCUGGCAGCCUUAGGUUGGCGGCGAAGAUUGGAGUGCUGGGCGUUGCCUUCUGCCGCUGGUACAUAUCUGUCGCAACCUCUCGUUUGAGCAUCCAUCACGCCAACAUUCCUCCAGGGGCGUACUCUCCUCAGCUGUGUACAAGAUCCCUGGAGGAAAUGUCUGCGAGGGAUUUAUUUUUUCUGCUUUGCUUGUUUCUUCCCCGAUUAUUUUCAGCCGGAGCUGUCGACCUCCAUUCGCGAUAGCAGGCUCGAAAGGAUCGGCAAAUUCAGUGACACUGUGUAGGUUCGGACUUGGAGAGUUGUGAAAAAAAUCAUUUCUUCGUAUAGAUUGGAACGUCGGGCAGAACGAGCGGAGCUUUGAACGCUAGAGAAAUUUGUAUGUUCUAGAGCUCAAUUCGACGGGUUGAGUGAUUUUGGUGCGGAAUUUGCGAGGUUUGGGGUCGAGCCCCGAGAAGCGAAACAGAGGGUACGGAGAUGCUCUCUGCAGCGGGUGAAGCAUUGAGAGGAGUGCUGAAGAAGGACGAGUGCGAUGGAGAUUCUUCCGAUGACGACAAAGGGGAGAAGCCCACCAUGUCCGCCGAGCAUUGGGCGCAUGUCAGCCAUCCCGGAUACGAGAAACCUCAAUUCCACCGCCAUUCAGGUUCAGAUGCUGCUGACAAAGUUCCAGCAGCAGUCCAAACCAGUCUUGCAGCGGUAGCUGCGAGCAUCAUCUAUAGUGCAACAGGGAUGAGCCGCUGGGGCCUUGCCGAGCUCACUUUGGGGCUGUACAAGGUCUAUUGUCGGCACACUCAUGAGAAAGUAAUCGACACAAUCUCUGGCUACCAAGUCACUUCCAUUCGGGAGAUGCAGGAUAUUUCUCAUUACCUCAAGUGGGCGAAGGCUGCUUAUAGGGAGAAGACGGAACUGCUGACAGCAGAUUUGGAGGUGGACGAGAAGGACAUCAUCAAGCAUGAAACAACGUCGGCAUUCGGGCAACCUGCUUACUUUGUAGCUCUGAAUCACGCAAAGAAGGCAGUUGUUCUAAGCAUUCGUGGCACCUUCUCGGCUAUAGAUGUAUUGACGGACUUGAAGCCACACAGCGAGAACUUUGGCGACGGGUAUGCACACUCAGGCAUGCUUCAUUCAGCUCAGUGGUUGAAGGAGAAUACUCUGGAGAUGCUGCAGGAGCAUAUGAAAGAGAAGGGCUAUAGACUGGUAGUGACAGGUCAUUCCUUAGGUGCAGGUGCAGCAUCACUGCUUGCCAUGUUACUGAGGAAAACUGAUGAGAAGGGUCUUACUGCGCUGGGCAUACGCCCUGAGCUGAUCACUUGUUGGGGCUUUGGGUGCCCUCCGUGUGUGGACCAAACGACAGCCCAGCAGACCAAAUAUAUCAAAAACAUCGUCCACCAGGACGACAUUGUGGCAAGAAUCAGCCCGGCUGGACUCGAAGAUUUGAGAUCCGAGAUUUUAGAGACCGAAUGGAGUCACGCUCUUGAAGACGGGAGUACGAGACGGAAGAUUGUGGAGCUAGCCCAAUCAUCGGCUGCAGCGCUAGAAAAGCUUGAGCCAGCUCUGAAUCUGGAAAGGGGCCAAUUGUACUCUAAAGUGAAGGACACAGGUUGGUCUGCUUUAAUGUCUGUCGGCAAUGGCUUCGCACAAUCCUGGACUAAAGCUGUGGAGGGCGCUUACGGACCCAGAUACGGGCAAGCGGCCACCAUCAUCAGCAAAGGAGCAGAGAUUGCAGCAAAACAAAUCAACGUCGCCACUAAACAUGUGACAACGACAGUGAAUGGUGCCAUAGAUCAACAAAUGAAGCUCAUAGACCCAGAAAGAAAAGACGCCACGGUGACUGCUUCGAGCAUGGCCGCCAAAGCAGCUGUGGUCACCGAGAAAGAAGAAAAGGCCUUGCUGCUGAAGAACAGGCUCGUCGUUCCAGGGACUCUUUAUCACGUCAUACGAAGGCCUUUAAAGGGCGAUGAACAGCCACCUCCAGAUGAAGUGCCUGAUAAAGAGAAAUGCGCCACCGACACGGCUUACAGGUGGCUGGUGAUUCGAGGUGAUGAUCCCGCUUCUCGGUUCAAGAGGAUAGUCAUUUCCACCACCAUGAUUUCCGACCAUCUGUGCUUGAACUUACAAAACUCUCUCGCCAACGCCAUGAAAUGGCACCUCCAUGUCAUUCAAAAGUAGGUGUCCUUGAAUGUCGAUUUGACUAAUCAUCUUGCAGCUCUCUGAGCGACAUCUAGGGACUAAAGUGGCACGGUCACUGCAAAGACAGAUCAAAAUGUACAUAAUUGCUCGUAUAGAGUGCCUUUACCAGUAAGGGCAAUCCGAAUUCUGGAGGAUUUACUCGAGUUUAAGGUCGUCAACUGUAGGAAGCGAUACGCAGUGGCUAGCUAGGAGGAGAUUAUACAAAUCCAUUAUGGAUGUCUUUCACAUUUACUCAUCCUCUCCAAGAUCAGCUGGAGGAUUGGAUUAGUCAAGAGUCAUCCGUCUGCUUAGAUCCCCUUUGACAAAUAAUUUCAUUAGAGGUUCUCUCGUUUACUUUUGAAAAUUCAGGCCAUCAUGUUGUACUGUUCAAAGAUGUUCCAGAUGGAUGUCCAAGUGUCUUACAUAGAGCAAGUUAACAGUGUUUGCGUAUGGCUUACGCUUUGAUGUUUACGCGCUUCAUCUGAGUAAUGUACGUGUGCUUUUACCGAUAUUUUACUAUCAUUCAGUCACG
Messenger RNA from Marchantia polymorpha subsp. ruderalis, 2882 nucleotides. Lineage: Eukaryota; Viridiplantae; Streptophyta; Marchantiopsida; Marchantiales; Marchantiaceae. The record is from the annotation of a GenBank genome assembly.